UCCGUGUGACGUAGUGUGACGUAGAUUUCUGCCCGGCUGGCAGUGACGGUCAACGUGGAUAACAGCAAAGUGCCGAGAACAGCACAGCCGCCUUCCCACGACUUUUAUUCAGGAGACUAUGGAAGACGUUCAGCAGCCGAAGCCAGAGAGCAGUAGCAGCACGUCCAGGAGGAGGCAGGACUACCUAGAAUGGCCUGAAUACUUCAUGGCUGUAGCCUUCCUGUCGGCCCAGAGGAGCAAAGACCCCAGCUCGCAGGUGGGCGCGUGUAUAGUAAACCAGGAGAAUAAGAUCGUGGGCAUAGGUUACAACGGUAUGCCCAACGGCUGUGAUGAUGAUGACCUACCCUGGUCCCGUUGUGAUGACAACUGGCUUGACACAAAAUACCCCUAUGUGUGCCAUGCAGAGCUGAAUGCCAUCAUGAACAAGAACAGCGCUGAUGUGAAAGGAUGCACCAUGUACGUGGCUUUGUUCCCCUGCAACGAGUGUGCCAAGCUCAUCAUCCAGGCCGGUAUCAAGGAUGUCGUCUUUCUGUCUGAUAAGUACCAUGACACACAGGGGAUGGCUGCUUCCAGGAGGCUGCUCACCAUGGCGGGUAUAGAGUACAGGCAGUUCAAGCCCAAAAGGAGCGAGAUUGUCAUUGAUUUUAAUUCCAUUAACCACCCUGGAAUGCUGAACAGCACGACCAAGUGAAGAAAGCUGGCGCCUCACCUUGGGGAGCUGAAUGAGGCGAGAAUGAAAGGGACUUUGAUGACUUUUUCUGUAUGUCUCCUUGCCCCCCUGCUUUGUCCAAAGGAAAACUGAAGGACACCUUAACUUUGGCGCCUUUUCAUAUUCUGAUUAACUGGAUAUUAAAGAUGGUUUAUUUUGACGCUGGGCCCUUUGUGGAUGGCGGUGGCAGAAGGUCUUUCCUGGUUGCAUCCACUCUUUUUUUUUUUUUGGACUCCCUGUGUGCUCAGACACACACACACACACACACACACCUCAAUCAUGCUUUCUCCAGUGUUAAUAUGAAACAUAUUUGGCUGAGAGUCUGAUCUUCUCUCGCCUGUCUGCUUAUUUUUCCCCCUCCUUCAAAAAGGUUUGUAGUCGAGAGUGGAGGUAGGCACCUUGACAAUCAGUUAAUUUGACCUUUUACCUUCCGAGUGGAAGCUGCAUUCAGGCCUUUUUAAAAUCGGGUUCAUUCAACCUGUCUAAGCAGGAGGUAUCCCUUUUUAGAAUCUAGUCUGUUCAACCUCUUGGUUGCGUUUUUCUUCCAACUUUAUUACAGCUCCUAUGGAAAGUUUCCUCAAGUAAAUCCCUUGAUUUUUCUUUAUUCAAUGAUAAAGUUUGUCCUAUCAGAAGGAUUAAUGGAGCUGUGUAGGUUAGGACUGUCCUUCUCUUUACACACUGGGCGUGUUUUGUUACUGUUUUAAAAAAAAAAAAAAAUUGCCUGUUGGCAAUUUAGUUUUAAUAACUAUAUACAAUUCUUCCUGAAAAAUGAUGCGGUCUUCAGUUGGUGGGACGUCUUUUUUUGUGGUCUUUCCUUCAACCCUAGUAAAUGAUGCAGCAGAUUCUGUUUAACAAUUUGUUGUUUUAGACGACUUUUUAGUUGCCAAAAGGCUUUUUUGGAUGGUUAUACCGGAUAAUUCCACUGACCAUUAGGAUGGAAGCUGUUUGUCCUUUGGCUGUUCUACUGUUACAAGUGUAUGUAGGUUGUCUCCAUUCAUCCAUCCAUUCAUCCAUGUCAGUGGUUGUUGAGGUUGAAGUCAAUAAAAUGCUGGACCUGA
This is a messenger RNA of Pungitius pungitius (ninespine stickleback), 1767 nucleotides long. It is a transcript of the gene dctd, whose product is annotated as dCMP deaminase. Gene Ontology annotation, molecular function: zinc ion binding; dCMP deaminase activity. The record is from RefSeq and is a predicted model, not a curated record. NCBI's taxonomy places the organism in Eukaryota, Metazoa, Chordata, Actinopteri, Perciformes, Gasterosteidae. The coding region runs from base 119 to 691 and encodes 190 amino acids. The transcript has 6 exons. Gene Ontology annotation, biological process: pyrimidine nucleotide metabolic process.